CCAUCUCAACAGGGCCAAAAUGCCGGUCAAUAAAUGGCCCAACUUGACUAUAACACCUUUGUGAAGUAGAAAAACCUUUUGCUGCCAUUGCCGCCGUUGCCGUAACUCAUUCCUUUAGCGCCACCGCCGGCGAAAGCCCCAAAUAGUUCAAUCUUCAUCUUUUUCUUCCGAAGAUCCAUUUUUUUUCUCUCUUUGCUCUCUUCUUUGGUUUCCUUGUUAUCGUGCGUGCUUGUGUUUUCCGUAACUACCACUGGUACUCUGUGUUUGCAUGUGUUUCUGUGUGGUGAUUAUGUGAAGAGGGUAACUGUGUCAGUGUCAAAAUUUGAUUUUUUUUUGUGAUCUUGGUUGUUGGGUAUGGCAGAUUUUUAACUACAAAAAAUGGGGAAGAAGAGAAAGCACAGUGAAACUACUGAAGCUGUAGCACUGCCCAAAAAGGAAGAUGCUGCUCCAGAGAGACCAACUAGGACCCUUUUGGGAUGGAAGGAUAAGAAUCAAAUCAAUAAUGAAGUUGAGGAUUCACCUAUAUUUAGGAACAAAGAGAAGGUAUUGGUAACCUGCUCUAGGCGCAUUAAUUACAGGUAUCGGCAUUUGAUGUUGAAUGUGGUGUCGCUUUUACCUCAUGGCAAGAAGGAUAAUAAGGUUGAAUCAAAGGAAACAAAAGGCGCCACUCUGAAUGAGCUUGUUGAGCUCAAAAAUUGUUCCUCUUGUUUAUUUUUUGAGUGCAGGAAGCAGAAAGAUCUUUAUCUCUGGAUGGCAAAAUGCCCCAAUGGCCCAUCUGUAAAAUUUUUAGUUAGUGCUGUACACACAAUGGAGGAAUUGAAGCUAACUGGAAAUCACCUAAAAGGUUCCCGUCCUAUUCUGACAUUUUCAGCAAAUUUUGAGAAAGAUGCACAUUGGAAACUGUUAAAGGAGAUGUUGUUACAGAUAUUUGAAACACCAAAGGACCAUAGAAAGUCUAAGCCUUUUCACGAUCACGUUUUUGUUUUCUCAAUAGUUGAUGAUCACAUUUGGUUCCGGAAUUACCAGAUCUCUGUGCCUCAUAAUGAGUCAGACAAAUUACCUAGAGGAGGCCUUGAUAAAAUGACAUUAAUUGAGGUUGGUCCACGAUUUUGUUUGAAUCCAAUUAAAAUAUUCGGAGGCAGUUUUGGAGGCCCAACAUUAUAUGAGAAUCCAUUCUAUGUGUCACCAAAUCAGAUUAGAGCUUUGGAGAAAAGAAAGAAGGCUGGAAAGUUUGCAAAGAAGGUUAAAGCAAAGACAAGAAGGAAAAUCCAUGAGAUGUCUAAUCCUCUGGAGCCUGAUGAGUUUGCAGAUAUGUGGAAAGAAUGAUUUUAAAAGUAACUGCCACUUCCACAAAAGUAAGAAAAAUCCAUAUUUCACCUUAUUUCCAUAUCAUGAGUAUGGUAGGAUUUGUUGGCAUCCCAUGCUUUGACAUGGAUUGCUUUAUAAAUUCAAGUGGAGGUACAGGCUGUAAGUUUAUAUUCACAUUAUAAUCUAUAACAUUAAAGUGAGAUUUUUAUGAUUCUAUAAUGUUAUUUUCUUCAAUUCUUGUGGGGACUAAUUAUUAUUUGUGAUUUUAUAAUGCUAUAUUCUUUAAUUCCCGUUGGGAAUGGUUAUUUU
Molecule: messenger RNA, 1617 nt
Organism: Abrus precatorius (Indian licorice)
Lineage: Eukaryota; Viridiplantae; Streptophyta; Magnoliopsida; Fabales; Fabaceae
Product: ribosome biogenesis protein BRX1 homolog 1-like
Exons: 8
Coding region: 379-1326 (315 amino acids)
Biological process (GO): ribosomal large subunit assembly; rRNA processing
Cellular component (GO): nucleolus
Molecular function (GO): rRNA binding
Source: RefSeq, a predicted model, not a curated record